Messenger RNA from Trichomonas vaginalis G3, 1257 nucleotides. Its product is annotated as cyclin-dependent kinase inhibitor 2C-related family. The transcript has a single exon. The record is from RefSeq and is a predicted model, not a curated record. The coding region runs from base 1 to 1257 and encodes 418 amino acids. Lineage: Eukaryota; Parabasalia; Trichomonadida; Trichomonadidae. Gene Ontology annotation, molecular function: protein binding.
AUGGAUAAUGACAAAGAAUUAUUAAUCUCUAUCAUCGAAAAAAGCGAAUUUGAUAAAGAUCAAAGACUAGACGAUACAUUUUAUCCAUAUUCAUUAAAAGGAUAUUCAUAUCUUGAAUUAUGCUGUUAUUAUGGAUCUGUUGAUUGUUUUAAGUUCAUAAUCACAAAAUUUCACCCAGAAAUAACAAAAAAAUGUCUUCGUUUCUCAUUUUUAGGUGGAAAUCAGGAGAUCUUAAGCGAGUGCUUGAAAAAACAAGAACCAGAUAAAAAAUGCAUGAAAAUUGCAAUUAUUACACACAACAUUGAUUUUGUUUCGUUUUUAAGGAAUGAAUAUGAUAUUGAAAUCGACUUAGCCGAUUGCGGUUUGUAUAAUAAUCUUCAGUCAUUUUUAGUAUAUUUAGAUCAAACUAAUAAUAUUGAUACAUGCUUAAUUUAUUCAUCUUAUUUCUUUCUUCCAUCCCUUAUCAAAUAUUUUAUUUCACAUGGUGCUGAUAUCAAUGCUAGAGACAAAAAUAAGAGAACUCCACUUCAUAACGCAGCAUAUAGCAACAGCAAAGAAACAGCAGAAGUUCUUAUUUCACAUGGUGCUGAUAUCAAUGCUAGAGACAAAAAUAAGGAAACUCCACUUCAUAAAGCAGCUUAUAGCAACAGCAAAGAAACAGCAGAAGUUCUUAUUUCACAUGGUGCUGAUAUCAAUGCUAGAGACAAAUAUAAGAGAACUCCACUUCAUAAAGCAGCUUAUAGCAACAGCAAAGAAACAGCAGAAGUUCUUAUUUCACAUGGUGCUGAUAUCAAUGCUAGAGAUGAAGAUGAGAAAACUCCACUUCAUAACGCAGCUUAUAGCAUCAGCAAAGAAACAGCAGAAGUUCUUAUUUCACAUGGUGCUGAUAUCAAUGCUAGAGAUGAACAUGAGAAAACUCCACUUCAUUACGCAGCUUAUAGCAACAGCAAAGAAACAGCAGAAGUUCUUAUUUCACAUGGUGCUGAUAUCAAUGCUAGAGACAAAUAUAAGGAAACUCCACUUCAUAAAGCAGCUUUUAGCAACAGCAAAGAAACAGCAGAAGUUCUUAUUUCAUAUGGUGCUGAUAUCAAUGCUAGAGAUGAAGAUGAGGAAACUCCACUUCAUUACGCAGCUUAUAGCAACAGCAAAGAAACAGCAGAAGUUCUUAUUUCACAUGGUGCUGAUGUCAGUGAUAAUGAUAGUGAUGAUGAUAAUGAUCGUGACGAUGAUAAUGACAGUUAUGAUGAUAGUUAUUAA